AUGGCAAAAACUAAAGCACGAAAUGUGGUAAUCAAGCUACUAUCUACGGCUCAAACAGGAUAUACAAAGACUCUCCUCAGGCCAAGGCAAACUGGCCCUAUCAGUCAGGUACGAUAUGACCCUCGAGUCAAAAGACAUGUUCUGUUCACAGAAUCUAAGAGAAGAAAAAUGGGGGAACUAGCAAAACCUUGGGACUUCACAAGAGGCGCUUUUAGAUUCAAGAAAUGA
Molecule: messenger RNA, 228 nt
Organism: Komagataella phaffii GS115
Lineage: Eukaryota; Fungi; Ascomycota; Pichiomycetes; Pichiales; Pichiaceae
Product: mitochondrial 54S ribosomal protein YmL39
Exons: 2
Coding region: 1-228 (75 amino acids)
Biological process (GO): translation
Cellular component (GO): ribosome; mitochondrion
Molecular function (GO): structural constituent of ribosome
Source: RefSeq, a predicted model, not a curated record